CUCUCCCAGACCCAGAUAUCCCACCUUUCACCAGUUAGCACAGAGAGGUUGCUUAGAAAGCACACGGGAAUAGUUCACGGAAUGGCCAUUGCUUGUGGGGUAACACGGCAUCUCGGCCUCGAUUAAUUGCGUCACUCAGAAGGGCCUGGGUCCGCUUGGAAAGAGGAUAUAAACUCGGCCAAGUAACCUCCGAGAAAUUUCCCCUCCAUUCUACAAUUCUGCAGAGAAACGGAAAACUACUAUCACAAUGGCUUCUAACCAACCUGCUAAGUGCUGCACCGAGGGUGUUCGCCAUGAAGGCGAGCCCACCGGCAAGAUGAUCAAGCUCGAUAGCGGUCUUGACGCCUACAUCGCGACAGCUCCCGCGGACAAGGCGCAUAAGGGUACCGGAAUUGUCUACAUUGCCGAUAUCUUCGGAAUCUGGACCAACAGCAAGUUGAUGGCUGAUCAAUUCGCCGCCAACGGCUACACCACCAUCAUUCCCGACAUUUUCAACGGCGAUGUUAUGCCUCUGCCUAUGCCUGAGGGUCUUGAUAUCAUGAGCUGGAUCACAAAGGGUGCCAAAGGCGAUAACCCCCACACCCCCGCUCAGAUCGAUCCUAUUAUCGCUGAGUCUAUCAAGACGCUCAAGGAGCAGGGUGCUACUAAGAUUGGAGCUGUCGGAUACUGCUUCGGCGCCAAGUACGUUAUUCGCAACUACAGCGCGGGCAUCGACGUCGGUUACGUCGCUCACCCCUCGUUCGUCGAGGAAGAAGAGCUCAAGGCCAUCACCGGUCCCCUCUCCAUUGCCGCUGCUCAAACCGACAGCAUCUUCCCCGCCGAAAAGCGUCACCGAUCCGAGGAGAUUCUGAUCGAGACUGGCAAGCCUUUCCAGAUCAACCUGUUCUCUCACGUCGAGCAUGGUUUUGCUGUGCGCGCUGAUCUGAAGGACAAGAAGAAGAAGUUUGCCAAGGAGCAGGCUUUCUUCCAGGCCGUGCAGUGGUUUGAUGAGUACCUUAUUUAGAGUCAGGUAGAUGAGUUAAUGAUGUAUAAAGAUACUUAAUAGAGGUUCAAGAAUGUAAAUGGUUGUAUGACAUGCUCAGUGAAACCUUGUCUUGGACUGAAGCGAAACCUCAUGACGGCAGAGGAUCUAGAACCUGCACACGCUAAACAAGAGGGAGUGCUGGGCAUUGCAGGAAAAGCUAGAUACAUCACGAGGCAUGGAGUUUUGGUCAAUAUUAGUUCUACAAUUACUAUUUGUUAUACCCG
Fusarium odoratissimum NRRL 54006 is the source of this 1248-nucleotide messenger RNA. RefSeq lists its product as uncharacterized. Gene Ontology annotation, molecular function: hydrolase activity. The coding region runs from base 248 to 1003 and encodes 251 amino acids. The transcript has 3 exons. The record is from RefSeq and is a predicted model, not a curated record. NCBI's taxonomy places the organism in Eukaryota, Fungi, Ascomycota, Sordariomycetes, Hypocreales, Nectriaceae.